Molecule: messenger RNA, 1251 nt
Organism: Copidosoma floridanum
Lineage: Eukaryota; Metazoa; Arthropoda; Insecta; Hymenoptera; Encyrtidae
Source: RefSeq, a predicted model, not a curated record
AUGAGUGGUUUGUUAGACCUUGGUGUUAAUGUUGGACCAUCUGUCAACGUUGGUACCGGAAAAACAGCCAUCUAUACAGAAAGUACACACAAGCGCGGUCAUACAGGACUUUUGGAUCUUGGGGUCAACUUAGGAUUAGACAAAUCCAUAAACACCAAUGUUGACAAAACCAUUGGUAUUGGCGGUGGAUCUAAUCUGGGUCACAAUAAAAAAGGUGGUUUGUUAGACCUUGGUGUUAAUGUUGGACCAUCUGUCAACGUUGGUACCGGAAAAACAGCCAUCUAUACAGAAAGUACACACAAGCGCGGUCAUACAGGACUUUUGGAUCUUGGGGUCAACUUAGGAUUAGACAAAUCCAUAAACACCAAUGUUGACAAAACCAUUGGUAUUGGCGGUGGAUCUAAUUUGGGUCACAAUAAAAAAGGUGGUUUGUUAGACCUUGGUGUUAAUGUUGGACCAUCUGUCAACGUUGGUACCGGAAAAACAGCCAUCUAUACAGAAAGUACACACAAGCGCGGUUAUGCAGAACUGUUGGAUCUUCGCAACAAUAAAAAUGGUGGUUUAUUAGAUCUUGGUGUUAAUGUUGGAGCUGCUGCUAAUGUCAAUACCCAAAAAUUAGUUAACUAUGAACGCAGUAGACUGAAUCAUGGUCACAUAGGACUUGUGAAUCUCGGUGUCAAUUUGAAAACAGACAAAUCCAUAAAUUCCAAUGUUGACAAAAAAAUUAUUGACAUUAACGGUAUAUCUAAUCUCAGCCAUGAUAAAAAAGGUAAUUUCUUAGACCUUGGUGUUAAUGUUGGACCAUCUGCUAAUGUCGAUACGCAAAAAACAGUUAACUUUAAGGGCAGUAACUUAAAUCGCGGUCAAAUAGGACUAGUUGAUCUCGGUGCAAACCUAAGAACAGACAAAUCCUUAAACACCAAUGUUGACAAAACCAUUGGUAUUGGCGGUGGAUCUAAUCUGGGUCACAAUAAAAAAGGUGGUUUGUUAGACCUUGGUGUUACUGUUGCACCAUCUGCCAACGUUGGUACCGGAAAGACAGCCAUCUAUACAGAAAGUACACACAAGCGCGGUCAUACAGGACUUUUGGAUCUUGCUGUCAACUUAGGAUCAGUCAAAUCUAUUGACUUGGAUUCCAAAAAAAAUGUUGGUUUUGCAGGUGUAAAAAUUCCAAGUCACUGCGGUAAAGAUGGUUUACAAAGCGUUGGAGUUAAUAUAGAUUUAGACGCUCAGGUUGGUGUUAGUUUAUAG